Paramecium octaurelia is the source of this 1029-nucleotide messenger RNA. NCBI's taxonomy places the organism in Eukaryota, Ciliophora, Oligohymenophorea, Peniculida, Parameciidae. The record is from the annotation of a GenBank genome assembly.
AUGUCUUAGCAAGUUAGAGUCAAAGGAACAAAAGGGGAAUAUAUAAUCUUUGAGAAAGUCUUAGGAAAGGGAGCUUACGGGGUUGUGUGCUUAGCUUAAUGUGAAAAUAAUGGAACUUACUUAGCCGCUAAAAUUGUAUAGAUCAUCAAAUUAUCAAGGUCAUUAAAAAGUCACUUAGCGCUUAAGACAUAUAAAAUCUCAGGAAUGAAAUGAAAAUAUAAUAAACCUAAUCCCAUCCAAAUAUCGUUGCUAUGGUAGAUACUUUUGAGGAUGACCUAUUUCUAUAUAUGAUGCUAGAAUAUUGCAGUGGGGGUUGUUUAUUCCGUAGUUUAUAAAUGAAUGGCCCUUUUAAAGAAGAGAGAGCUUUUCACUAUUUUUCGUAAAUCUUAUCGGCAGUCCAGCAUUUACAUUAAAAUAAAAUAUUACACCGAGAUAUCAAAGUAUUUAAUUAAUCAAAUUGUAGCUCUCCAAUAUUCUUCUCACAGACCAAGAUGAAGUAAAACUUGCAGAUUUCACUUGGGCAACAAAUAUGAUUUAUGGGGAAGUCUCCCCGUAAUUAUGUGGUACAAUUGAGUAUAUGCCACCAGAAGUGAUUUAGAUAAGAACUCAAAAUGAGAAGGUUGAUGUUUGGAGUUUAGGCAUUGUUUUAUAUGUAUUUUUUAUAUAAUAUUCAAGGAAUUAUUACAUAACAAUUUUCCAAAUAUCGAUAAUUUAUUCAUGAGAAAUGAUAUUAGUUAAGAGUGCAAAGAUCAGAUACUUACGAUGUUGGAGAAAUCGCCUUAUAGAAGACCAACUGCUCAAAACAUUGGUUCUGGAACAUGGUUUAGAAAAAUGAAAAACUAAAAGGAUAUGCUGAUUAGACACUCCAUUUCAAUUCAAAAAACUAAUUCACCUUUAAGUAAAGUUAAUUUGAGAGCCAUGAUUGGUUCACCUUUGAGAUAAUCAUAUGAAGCCUAAACUUGUGUUUCACCUAUGGAUUUAAAGUAUUCAUCCCCUAUCAGAGAAUCUUCAACUUAUAGUGCUUUUUGA